This is a messenger RNA of Nothobranchius furzeri (turquoise killifish), 3660 nucleotides long. It is a transcript of the gene fam20cb, whose product is annotated as FAM20C golgi associated secretory pathway kinase b. Gene Ontology annotation, biological process: protein phosphorylation; enamel mineralization. The record is from RefSeq and is a predicted model, not a curated record. Gene Ontology annotation, cellular component: Golgi apparatus. Lineage: Eukaryota; Metazoa; Chordata; Actinopteri; Cyprinodontiformes; Nothobranchiidae. Gene Ontology annotation, molecular function: protein serine/threonine kinase activity.
GCUUCAUCAUCACAUUUAACACACCCACCCAGAUUCCCCACAUGCUACAAGAGGCUCUUUCUUCCCUCCUCCAGCUGUAGUCUUUUAGACGCUGGCCGAGCCCGCUACCUGCGCACAUCGCUCCUCUGCUUGUUUUCCUGUCUUCAAAACAGAAGAACGCCUGCAGGACUGCAGCAACGAAAGCGAAAGAAGCGCGCAUUUCCGGGGAUUUUCCCUACAAAACUCUGAAACGUGACGAGCAGCACUUCUUGUUAUUUUUCUUUUAUUUUGAUUGUGAGCCGCUCUCUCUGGCUUGGAUCGAGGUUGCGCGCAGUCGGAUCUCUUGGGAACGUGGACGCACAGCCGGUGGUGGGUCCGGAUCUCUCCUCUGCGUGAUUUCGGCGGCAAAAGAGGAUGAGGCUUGCGCAAACCGCUGGUUGGUCUGGACCAGCUCGACCUGUUUUACCUGGACUCUCUCGGGUGACUUUGCGCCUUUAAGAUCUGAGACUGAAGCAGCCGCUGAUCGCGCAGGACUCUGAUGUUAGAAACCCAAAGGCUGAACGCUGAAUCCUUACUCAAGACUGCAAGUGAGGAUGGGUCCUUCCUGUUUAAUGUGUACUUCAUUAGACUGGUGUCCAGUCUGAUAAACAUCAUCAGCGAUGUGGUCAGCCUGUUCCUCUGCGUUCUGAUCGUUUGCAGCAAAUACUCUCAUCUGCUCAAAAGGGAGACCAUGAAGAUGAUCCUGCUGCGCAGAUUCCGGGUUCUGAUCCUCAUGGUGUUCCUCAUCGCGUGCUCCAUGCACAUCAUGAUAGACCUUCUACCCAAGCUGGAGAGCCACGGCAACAGCGGCUGCUCCUGCCCCCACACGCCGAGCGAGCAGCCCCAGAGCUGGGGUAAGCAGGGCUGGCCUAACAAGCACACCCUCCGGAUCCUCCAGGACUUCAGCAGCGAUCCCGGAUCCAAUGUGUCCUCCCACUCCCUGGAAAGGAGCCCCGUUACAGUGGACAGGGCGCAGGCGCUCGGUGGGAUGGAGCAGCGCGCGGACAGGAAGAGACAGUUCAUCCAUGACGCGACACGGUCCAAGCCGACCAAGGGGUCAAGGUUGUCGGUUCUGUUUGAGCAUCCCCUAUACAAAAAGUCCCCGCCGCCUCUGACGGACGAGGACACGCUGUUCACCGUGAACACGGACAUCAGAUUUGACCCCAAAGCGGCGGAAGACGAGGCAUGGAUGGGGGAGGGCACUGUGGAUGAGUCCAGCCCAGCGGGGGAGCUGAAGGCCGAGUCCUACCCCAACUGGCUCCGCUUCCACAUUGGGAUUAAUCGAUACGAGCUGUACUCCAGACACAACCUGGUCAUCAAUGCUCUCCUGAAGGACCUGGUGACCCAGCGAAUCACCAGCGUGGCGAUGAAGUCUGGAGGCACUCAGCUGAAGCUCAUCAUGACCUUCCAGAACUACGGACAGGCUCUGUUUAAACCCAUGAAGCGGACCCGAGAUCAGGAAACCCCGCCUGACUUCUUCUACUUCUCCGACUUUGAAAGACACAACUCAGAGAUUGCAGCCUUUCAUCUGGACAAGAUCCUGGACUUCCGUCGUGUCCCUCCUAUAGCCGGCAGGCUGGUCAACAUGACAAAGGAGAUCAGAGACGUCACACGGGACAAAAAGCUCUGGAGGACCUUUUUCAUUUCACCAGCCAACAACGUGUGUUUCUACGGCGAGUGUACGUACUACUGCUCUACUGAGCAUGCUCUGUGUGGGAAACCAGACCAGAUUGAAGGCUCUGUGGCGGCCUUCCUCCCAGACCUGGCCCUCGCCAAGCGCAAGACCUGGAAGAACCCAUGGAGGCGCUCUUAUCACAAACGCAAGAAGGCAGAGUGGGAGGUGGACCCUGACUACUGCGAGGAGGUGAAGCAGACACCUCCGUAUGACCGCGGGAGACGACUGCUGGACAUCAUGGACAUGACCAUCUUUGACUUCCUCAUGGGAAACAUGGACCGUCACCAUUAUGAGACGUUUGAGAAAUUUGGAAAUGAGACCUUCGUCCUCCAUCUGGACAACGGCAGAGGAUUUGGGAGACACUCUCAUGAUGAGAUGUCCAUCCUGGUGCCUCUGACUCAGUGCUGCAGAGUGAGGAAGUCGACCCACCUGCGCCUGCAGCUGCUAGCGAAGGAGGAGUAUAAGCUGUCUGUGCUGAUGGCAGAGUCCAUGGAGAGGGACCGCCUCACCCCCAUCCUCAUCCAGCCACACCUGGACGCCUUGGACCGACGGCUGCACCUGACUUUGAAUGUUCUGUCUGAGUGCAUCGAGAAGGAGGGUUACAGCUCCGUGGUGGAGGACGACCUCCAGGAGAACCCAGAAACAGACCACGCCCACACCGGCUCCAGGCAGAGGUAGCCAGGGGGCGUGGCUGACUGCAGGACGGACGCUGGACCCAUCUGAUCUGGACUCUAAAACGGACAAAGAUCUGUGCUGAACUUCUUUGACCACCCAGCGCUGAGGUGGAAGCCCUCCUGCAGAAGUGGGUGCAGGACAAACUGUGCAGUGAUCCAGCUGCACUUUGUAUCACCUAGACUCCUUAAAGUGCACAACCCUGGGUGUAGAGUAGGAUAGCAUCACCUCGGAGGACCCGGCUCAAACAGUUAAAGUCUUGUAAGAGACGUCUUCUCGGUUAAGGACCCUUUUGUUUGAAUUCAGUGAAUUCUGAGGGCCUUGAGUCUCCUCCUGAUCAGAAUUCUGUGUUUCUACUUAUCGUUAGCGAUGCAAGUGUUCUGGCUGAGUGUUCACUGGAGAGGAGAACAUGUUUCCUUCCCCUAAACUUCCUGUUGCAUUAUUUUUUUUUUCUUUGUUUGUUUCUGCUGAGCUGUUUCAGCUCAUGUUCGGUUUUGUCAGAAGGAUGUUUUUGAUCGGAGUACAGGUUUACUCCUCCUUAAUUAUUUUCCCUGAGAAUAUUUAUUAAAAAUCCUAUUUAUUAUUUGAAAUGAGUGCUAAUAAUGAGAAAAUUGUUUUAAUCAAACAGCUGUACUUCCUGAUUUCUCCACAAGAGGGCAAACUGAGCAUGUGCAGACAUCUCGGCCCUUUAAAAACAACCUAACCUGUAAUAAUAAUCAUAAUAAUAAUAAUAAUUUAAAAAACAAUGAAUGGCCUCAACAAUCACCACUUCCUGUUUUCAUGUUCCCUUCAGUGCAACAGAACCGAGGUACCAAAAAGCCAAAUGUGACACUAAUUAUUUUCUAUUUUUCUUGCUUUCUAAUGUAUUUGAUGUCCAAAUGUUGCUGUUGUGGAGAGAUUUAUUUUUUAGGAUGUAUAAUUCAUUCAUCUGCUCAGCUGCUGAUGAUUCAGUGACUGGCUGAAAGUUAAUAUAUACAGUAGAAAAAUCUAGUGCCUGUGCAAUGAUAGAAAUACUUGAAUGUCUGGUUUCAUAGCGGAAAAGGGUGCAAGCUAAGCUGUAGAUUUAAAGAUGUCUCUGUAUGUGUACGUGCUGACUCAUGGGGUUUCUAACUGUAGUCCUGUCUGUGUCAGGGCAGUCACGGAUGUGUGGGUGAAUCCAUGCACAACCAAAAGGCUUCUUCUUCCUUUGGGCUUAUUUUACUUUCUUUUGAUUAUUCGACUCAUUCUUUCUGUGGGUUUGAAGUUUUUAUUUCUUUGAAUCAUGGUAAUCGUGCAAUAAAACUAAAUAAUCAGCA